GCUCGAGACAGCACCCUACCAAGCUGGAGCUGUCAAUAAUCAGCCCUGUGUAGCACGCUGUCUGUGAUCCCCCCCGCCAUGACACGUUUUGGAUGAUUCCCGCAGAGAUAAUGAGCGUUACCGGAAUGAACCAUAGUGGGGGUUCAGGGGAGCCCCCUAUCUCUCCGAGCGGCAGGAAGCGGCUGAGUGUAGGAGAGUUACGGUUGUACUUUGAAGCUCGCUGCUCUGCAGAGCGGGACGGCCACAAGGAGCCGAGACGGAGGAGAAGGAUGGGCAGCGGGAGCUGGCACCGGAGCAACGGGGAAGUUACUGAAGAGCUGAGAAGAGGGAGCUGGCAGAGCCACGUUAUACCCCAGCUGAUGGUGACCAGCUCCGAGGAGCCGCCCCCAAGCCCGGUGCUGAUGGAUCUACCUGCAUGGGACGGCAGGAGGACCGAGGGUUUGCUGAAACUGGCCGACCGGAGGCUGUCUGUGUCCAGCACGUCCCUGUCCUCCACUGGGUCAUCUUCUGCCCUGGAGGACUCCGAGGAUGACCUGCUCAGCGAUUCUGAGAGCAAGAGCCAGGGCAACGUGGACCUGGAGCACAGCGAGGAGCAGAACUUGAAUAAAUCAUGGCAAAAGCUUCGAACCAUUGUGAACAUUCCCGUUAUCAGCCCUUUCAAAAGACGCUGGGUACAGCUUGCUGGCCAUAAUGGGAGCUUCAAAGCGGCAGCGUGGGGAACCAUUUUAAAACGCUACUCUGAAAAUGAGAAGAAUUGCUUUGAGCUGCUGAUGAAUGACGUUCUGGCCUCCUGCGUUCCCACCUACCACGGAGUGACGGAGAGAGAUGAAGAAAGUUACAUUCAGUUAGAUGACCUUCUGAACAACUUUGAUGAGCCAUGUGUUAUGGACUGUAAAAUGGGGGUCAGGACAUAUCUAGAAGAGGAGUUGACAAAAGCUCGUGGAAAGCCAAAGCUAAGAAAGGAUAUGUAUAAGAAAAUGAUUGAAGUGGAUUCUCAUGCCCCCACAGAAGAGGAAAAAGCCCAGCAAGGUGUUACCAAACCCAGAUACAUGCAGUGGAGAGAGACUAUCAGCUCAACGUCCACCUUGGGCUUUCGGAUUGAAGGAAUAAAGAAAGGUGAUGGAACAUGCAACACAAACUUCAAGACAACAAAAUCAAGAGACCAGCUUCAAAAAGCUUUUCUUGAGUUUAUUGACGGCAACAAAGUUAUACUGCUUAAAUAUUUGAACCGACUGCAGGAGAUCAGAGAAGUGGUAGAGUCUUCAGAUUUCUUCAAGCACCAUGAGGUGAUUGGAAGCUCUUUGCUGUUUGUACAUGACAAGAAAGGAAAGUGUAACGUAUGGCUUAUUGAUUUUGGAAAAACAACACUCCUGCCUGAAGAGCAAACCCUAAAUCAUCGUAUAACCUGGCAAGAAGGAAACCGGGAAGAUGGAUAUCUUUAUGGAUUUGACAAUUUAAUUGAUAUUUUGUCGAGCCUCGCCUCCUGAUUAAGAGAAAGCAACUAAGCACCCAAUCACUACAUUAGGAUUUUAAUGACGUUUUGCUGUUUACUGGGAUGGAUUUUAUCUCUGGAGAGUGAUAUACAGAUGUUUUUAACUUGGGGAAAAACAAUGCUUACAAUACAUAGCUUCUCCCUACACUCUUUUUACUGCAGAUUAAUGGACAUGUUUUAUACCCAAUGACUCCUGGAUCCUCUCUUCAAGAUAAUUUGCACCAAGACUAAAAUUAACUAUUUCUAUGAUGAAACACAUUUUUAAUUAUGGGAUUUUUCCAAUGUUGCCUUUACUUAACUUAGAUAAUUUAUAGUUUUACUAGUAUAUUACCUUGCAGUCAAGAUUACUACUUUAAUACUGUUCAGAGUGUAUUUUUAUCAAUUUUACUACUAGAGGUCCUACUCUGCAUGUGUGCUUAAUUUUCUGGCUGGGAGCAUUAGUGUUUUAUCCUGUCAGAUGAGCCUGUUUGUUAACCCUGGUACAUUUUUAAGCUGUAUGU
This is a messenger RNA of Nanorana parkeri, 1992 nucleotides long. Its product is annotated as inositol-trisphosphate 3-kinase A-like. The record is from RefSeq and is a predicted model, not a curated record. The transcript has 7 exons. Bases 93 to 1487 code for a protein of 464 amino acids. Gene Ontology annotation, cellular component: cytoplasm; nucleus. Gene Ontology annotation, biological process: inositol phosphate biosynthetic process. Gene Ontology annotation, molecular function: inositol-1,4,5-trisphosphate 3-kinase activity; inositol tetrakisphosphate kinase activity. Lineage: Eukaryota; Metazoa; Chordata; Amphibia; Anura; Dicroglossidae.